CGAUCUGAAGCUCGCCUCGCCCUGCAGUGAACGCGAGAAAGGCGGCGAGGAGCGCAGGGCAGCAGGACAGCAUGGCAGAGCCGACCAAGACACACGUUAUCCUGCUAGCCUGCGGCAGCUUCAACCCCAUCACCAAAGGACACAUUCAGAUGUUCGAGAGAGCCCGUGAUUAUCUGCAUAAGACAGGGCGCUAUAUUGUGAUUGGGGGAAUCAUCUCGCCGGUUCAUGACUCCUAUGGAAAACAGGGCCUUGUCUCCAGUCGACACCGCCUCACAAUGUGCCAGUUGGCUGUUCAGUCAUCUGACUGGAUCAGGGUAGAUCCAUGGGAGUGUUAUCAGGAUACUUGGCAAACAACCUGCAGUGUUCUGGAGCACCAUCGGGAUCUAAUGAAGAGAGUGACUGGCUGCAUUCUGUCCAAUGUAAACUCUCCAGCUACACCGGUAAUUGGACAGCCGCAGAAUGGAAGGCGCACCAUCUACCAGGAGACCACAAUCACAAACAACAAACCCACUGCAGUUCGAAUCCUGGGGAAGGUGAGCGAAAGUCUGGGAAGAAUCUGCUGUGUUCGCCCACACGUUGAACGCUUCACCUUUGUGGAUGAAAAUGCAAACCUGGGUACAGCCAUGAGAUAUGAAGAGAUUGAGCUCCGGAUCUUGUUGUUGUGUGGAAGUGACUUGCUGGAAUCCUUCUGUAUCCCAGGUCUGUGGAACGAGGAAGAUGUGGAAGUGAUAGUGGGUGAUUUUGGAAUAGUGGUCGUCCCACGUGACAAUGUAGACACAGACAGGAUCCUCAAUCACUCCUCGAUGCUUCGCAAGUACAAGGAUAAUAUUCUUACAGUAAAGGAUGAUACUAAUCACCCAAUGUCCGUUGUGAGUUCUACCAAGAGCAGACUUGCUUUGCAACAUGGUGAUGGCCAUGUGGUGGAAUAUUUGAGCCAGCCCGUCAUUGAUUACAUCCUGCAGAAUCAGCUCUACAUCAAGACAUCUGGAUAAAGUUCUGCAGUGAAGACCAGAAAGCACAGCUUACAGUCUCCCUCUCAGUAAAACUGUACCACUGCUCUUCUGCUUACAUGUACAGAGCUUCUCAUGUCUGCCAUUCCCACUGUACAAUAAGAGUAGAAGCUCUACUGACAGAGUGCACUGUGUGAACUGCAUACAACUUCUCGCUGUCCACUCGUGUCUCUUCCUUUGUGCUGCCCACUUUCAAUUCUUGUGCUGAUCUUCCUAUUAUUCCAGAUUACCAAACAUCAGUAUAACUAUUUCCACUUUUUUCAUUAGCAGUAGAAUUAUGUACGUUUCUUUGUAGCAAGUUGCUAACCUCUCUGUGCUGCUUGCAACUUCAAUGCAACCUGGUUGUGUGCCCUCUGGUUUGUCAUCCAGGACUUGCAGUUAGUAGCAUGUCUAGUUCAAAGAACUGCUUCAAUGCCUCUGUGUUUAAUAAAUGUGAUAUGCUCAAACAAUCAAUUGUUUUCCAUAGGAACAAAAUAAGAACUUGGACAAUAUUGCAGGUAUUCUUGAUGUCACAAAAUGCGAAACUUCUGAAAAUAUUCAUCAAUGUUUUGGGGAAAAAUAAACUGGCAUCAAUAGUAUUAGCCUCCUUCCUCUGAAUUAUGUUUUGGUUGCUGUGGGGAAAAAAAUAAAUUAGAAAAAAUAAGCAGAACCUCCCUCACUAUAAAAUUAAUGCAAUAUUUUUGUCCAUGCUUCAUAAAUCUGUUUAUAUAAACUUCACCAAAUAUUAAAACGAAAUUCAAAGUAAGUGUGGUUAAGAUCACACUGUGAUUUAGGAAUAUAUUUCAUUUCUAUGCAGAAAUAAAAGGCUCAGAAAAAUAAUCAGUCUGGAUGAAUCAGGAAUUGUAUGUUCUGCACUGUUAUGCAGUUGAUGUUCAAAGAAAUAAGUCCAAAUUUUACAAGUAAUUUGACUACUGUAAUGUUGGAAACGCAAAGAAUUCAAGAAAGUUUGAGAAUAGAAUAAUAAUCAUUAAGAUUAUCCUCCCGGAUAAGCCACAGCAGUAUUUUCACCCUUGGAUCUUAAAAGUUGAAGCAAAGAAGUCUGUGUUCUUUUUUGUGUAAGGCAUUCCUUUUGGUUACAUUGUGAGUGAGUUAGGAUUAACCUCCAGCUGUUUUCAUUUGUGAUUCCCUGGAUUGCCUAAGUAAUUCAAACAUGCAAUAAGAUCUCAGUUACAUUGAGAGUUGACAUCUACUUUACCCCCGGGUCCAAAUUUCUCAAAUAUAAUGCCUCUUUAACAUGUAAUUAUCUUAAUUUUGCAAAAUGUCAUUGUAAAUUGAGAUUUAUUUUAUCAAUCUUUUGUCCAAUUCUACCUUGGAGAUAUUCAUGUUAACUGGUAUUCUCAGAGCUUUACACAUUGCAGGAGAUCCAAAAGUUUUUUUUUUACAGAUUUAGCUUGUAGGGAAUUUUUAAUUGUUUUUGAUUCAAGUUCUUUGUGAUUUCAUAUGACUGAACCAUUGAGUUCCAGCUUAACUUUAUUUUUGGCUAAGUUUGGCCCAACUUGAAAGAAUGAUGAUCAGAUUUGGAGGUUUGUCACUUCUGAAGAGGUUGUGAAUCUUAUGAAAAUGAAAAGAAAGUAACACAGGAAUGUAUUAUUAUACAAGGGACAAAGUGUAUUCAAACUUCUCAAGCUAACUUUGACAGAUCAAAUGGGAUAAAUCCCUCUUCAAUUCUGACUCAAGACCUAGUUCUCAUCUCCCUUAAGAGAUCAAAUUGUAUAGCUCCAAACCACCACAACAAAAUAGGAAAUUAUGUAGAUAUUGUGAUUCUCUCCAAAAUGACCAUCUUAGAGGCAAAAGCUGAUCAUUGAACCAACAAACAAUCUGCUGGAGGAACUCAGUGGGUUGAGCAGCAUGUCAAAAAUUCCUUUCCCCCUCACAGAUGCUGCUUGACCCACUGAGUUCCUCCAGCAGAUUGUUUGUUGCUCCAAAUUCCAGCAUCUGCAGUCCCUUGUAUCUCCAGCUGAUUAUUGGAUCUUGCUUCAUUUCAUUAUUUUACCUUAGCAAUAUCUUGAACUGACAACAGAGAACCUCUAACAAUUGAUUUUUUGAUUCUGACCACUAUUGUAUUAAACACACCCAAUUAUUUUGUCACAGGAUCAGUUUUCAUUACUAAUGACCCUGCUCAUUCAGUCUUCUCUGAAAAGUCUUGCUAUAAAAAAUUUUACGUAUUUGAAUUGGUGCAGAUUCUUGUCAAAAAUACCUGCUGUUUCUGUUAAUAAUUGCACAUAGCUGUCAGAUGUAUCCUUUAAUGUACUAUAGUGUGUGACUGAUCUCUGUUCAGCAUUGUCUAGUGUCCAACAUCACUAGUAGUUUAAUCUUUAAUGUUGCACGAUUGUCUCUAAUGCACAGAUACUAGGCAGAUAUAAUGAAAGGGUUCUAUAUCACUUCCCUAAUGUUUUCAUUUUACUGUCAUUCAAGAAUAAUACUGAAGUGAUGUGUGCUCAGUUUAAGAGCUGUAAAUUAUCUAAAUGCAUGCUUUCAAGAUUCUCCAGCUAGAUGCCAUUUUUACCAAAAAAAAAAACCCUCAUAGAACAAGAUAGUCUACUUGCUGGCAUAAUGCUGGGUGAGCUCCAUAUGAAUCCACGUCUUUUAAGAAACAAAUUCUAAUUUCUCAAUUUGAAAUUCAGCAUUUCCAGAAAUGUCAAUGUAAUGGCACUUUUACAUAAAACAUAAAUUUAUCAAAAUAUUUUUCUUCUGACCUACAAUACAGUCUUUGUUCACAAAUCAAAUACAAACAAGAAGUAAAUAGCCUCAUGUAUGGCAGAUCUUUCCCAAGCGCUUGAAAUGUGUUUCUGUUUCUAACUUGCACUAGAAACUCCACUUUUAUAAUGUUUUUUUAUAUAAGCCUGAGAUAAUCUAGGAGUUAGAAUUCUUUUUAAUAAAUUUAUCUGAAUGAUUAGCAGUAUUAUAUAGGGCUGGAAAAUGUAUCCCAUUAGUAAAUAAUGCACAAUGUUUAGCAGAGAAGAUUAAAAAUAUAACCCGGUAAGUUGCUUCUACAUCCUGGCCUGGGAUAAUUUAGCUCUACUGUUUGUCAACACUCAGCCAGUGAUGUUCCGGGAAAUGAAUUAAGGAAUAUCCACAUAUUAAAUAACUGAUUCCAAAAAAAUGUGGUAGCAACAUGUGUAAACCCCACCUGCACCCAAUCUCUUCCCCUGCUCUGGUGGUCAUUCAGUGGUCAGUGUGUACAUUUGUAUUAGUUACCAUUUUCUUUAAAUAUGCAAUACAAAUGAGUCUGAUUUAGUUGAUAAAAACUGUUUAUUGCGCUUCUGAUAUUUGUGACAUUCCCCAUGAUGUAAUGACAUGAUUGAAAUAUGUGUAGGUGUGAAUCAAUGUGGAAAAAAAUUGCAUCCAGUGUAGUAUUCAAUAUAUUGUUAAGUUUCUUAACAACAACCUUUCCCUGUCACUCCAACAUUCAAAGGAGUUUUAGAACACAGUACACACUAGCUAAAAGCUAACUGUUUCCUCGGGUCUGGUUCUGGAUGGCACAAAUGCAUGCAUAAUGUUAUCACUUGUGUAUCAACUUUUAACGCAGAGUGCAUUCAAGGUAAAAGGGCAGAAGACAUAAGGAAAAGCUAUUGACUGUUAUCAUUUUAAUGUUUCAGAGCAUUUACAUAGGAUGCUUCUUCAUCAAAAUGAGCUCACUGAGUGAGACAGCGUUUUGGAUACCUUUUUGAACUAAGAUGGGCUGAAUCACCUGUAUCUGUAACUUUUUUGUUAUAUGCCCCGUCAUCAUAAUAAACUUACUCUCGUAACACCACAUUACAUGGUUAUUGGGUCUCACCUAUUUAUCACAGUCUGACAUUUUGCUGCAGGAAUUUCACUAUUGCCUCCAUCAAUGUUACAAAAGCAAAUCCAUUGACCCUGUUUAAAUUAUUAGCAGUCAGGCAAAAGUGACCUGGCAAUUGCCACAAAGCAUAUAUAAUUGAGAUUGUUGGGGUAAGUGUAACUCUCUUUAACCAAACAAGCCACAAAUAAGUGAGGGUGGCAUUUAUGCUACAUGAUUAAGAGUGCUGUGCACUGAGUUUGUGAGUUGUAAUUGAAUUAAAAUGGUUAUUGCUUGGUGUUUUGUUUUCCUUUCUUUUCUGAUGUGGAACCCAUUCAAUCUCACACUAUUCACAGCAUGCCAUUUGCUUAAGUCAGAUCACAGAUCAGGUCAUCUGCACAUUGUUGUCUAGACGUCUUGGUGAGAGGAUAUGCAUUAACCACUAAGUGACCCCUUAGUAAUCUCACAUAUCUUAAAAUAUAGUUAAUUUUAGAACAUUUCCUAUUUCUGUGUAUUAUCUUUAAUUAUUGAUACUGAAGAUGAUGUGAUGAUGGAUUUAAUAGUCAGAAAUCAAAUAUUCUGUUUUGUGUAUCAUAAACUUUCAAAUUAUUUCUUAAAUUGCUAAUAAAAUUCCU
Messenger RNA from Pristis pectinata (smalltooth sawfish), 5405 nucleotides. It is a transcript of the gene nmnat2, whose product is annotated as nicotinamide nucleotide adenylyltransferase 2. Gene Ontology annotation, molecular function: nicotinamide-nucleotide adenylyltransferase activity; nicotinate-nucleotide adenylyltransferase activity. Bases 72 to 992 code for a protein of 306 amino acids. The transcript is spliced from 11 exons. NCBI's taxonomy places the organism in Eukaryota, Metazoa, Chordata, Chondrichthyes, Rhinopristiformes, Pristidae. The record is from RefSeq and is a predicted model, not a curated record. Gene Ontology annotation, cellular component: Golgi apparatus. Gene Ontology annotation, biological process: NAD+ biosynthetic process.